This is a messenger RNA of Bemisia tabaci, 2301 nucleotides long. Lineage: Eukaryota; Metazoa; Arthropoda; Insecta; Hemiptera; Aleyrodidae. The record is from RefSeq and is a predicted model, not a curated record.
AUCAUUGAAACCCCGUUUAGGUCAAGCUCGCAGUUAAAAAUGGAUUUCGUCCAGUGCGCUUGAGUACAGCAGGAGCUGAAGCUUUGUAUUACUAUAAUGCGAGAACACUUUUUACUCUGAAAGGCUGGAUAACUGAGAAGACCAAAGUCGUAGUUCGAAAUGCCGGGUGUAUCGCGACAAGUCUGUUUGAUAUUGGCCAGCUUUGUAGCUUUCUGCGAAUCGGCUUACAAGAUUGGAGUGGGGAUAGGGGAUGUGACUGGUCCAGCGGUUGGAAUCCCAUUCAUGGGCUACGCAAACCUCAGGCAGAGGGGUGAGGGAUUGCAUUUGCGACAAUUUGCAAGAGCUUUCAUCAUAGGUGACUCCUACGAGAAACUCGUUUUCGUGAGUGUAGACGUGGGAAUGGGCGCACACGGAGUCCGAAUGAAGGUGCUGAAGCGGCUGAGGGAAAAAUUCGGCGAGGAGUUCUCGGAGAGGAACUUGAUGAUAAGCGGGACGCAUACCCACUCGGCGCCAGGCGGGUUCCUCAUGCAUUUCAUGUUCGACAUUAGCACCAUGGGCUUCGUCCCUGAGACUUAUGACGCCCUUGUUUCCGGCAUUGUUACGAGCAUAACCCGGGCGAGGAGUAACAUGCGGAAAGGAAGUAUAUUUUUCUCGACAGGAGAAGUUUUGGACGCCAAUACGAACAGGAGUCCAUCCGCUUAUGACAACAAUCCAGAGAGCGAAAAAGCCAGAUUCGAGUACAACGUGGAUAAAAGGCUGAUUCAGAUGAAAUUCGUGGCGGAAACGGGUCAACCGAUGGGCGUGCUUAACUGGUUCCCGGUGCACCCAACCAGCAUGAACAACACCAACACCCUCAUCUCCAGCGACAACGUCGGUCUCGCCUCUGUCCUCUUCGAACAGCAGAUGAAUCCGGGACGUUCUAUCGGCAAAGGCCCUUUUGUUGCAGCGUUCGCCUCGAGCAACUUGGGGGACGUGUCGCCGAACCUACGAUCGCCGGUCUGCCUGAAAACCGGGGAGCCCUGCGACAUGCUAACGAGCUCCUGCCCGGACGAACAUGACAUGUGCGUCGCCCUCGGACCCGGCGAGGACAUGUUCCAGAGCACAAAAAUCAUCGCUCAACGGAUCCUCGCCACCGCUAUAUCUCUUUGGAAUGAUCCUAACUCAUGGGAGAUCAAAGGACCCGUCCGGAUGGUUCAUCAAUUUGUGAACAUGGCUAAGCGGGAGGCAACAUAUCAAGAUCCAAAUACUGGCCAGAUCCGACAGGUGCACGGUUGCAAGCCAGCUAUGGGCCAUAGUUUUGCUGCAGGGACAACCGAUGGGCCUGGUCUUUUUGCGUUCAAGCAAGGAACCAAAAGUCCGGACAAUCCACUCUGGAACUCUGUUUCCAGGAUACUGCCCAACGCUUCAGCAGAGAGUGUUUCCUGCCAUGGAGGAAAACCAAUCUUGUUAUCCACAGGCGAGAUGAACUUCCCUUUCCAAUGGCAACCGGAGAUCGUGCCGACGCACCUGGCGACGAUUGGGCAGCUGGCGGUGGCCUGCGUGCCGGGGGAGUUCACGACGAUGGCCGGCCGCCGACUCAGAACCGCCCUCCGCAAUCGCCUCGGCCUCGCCGACGACACCCACGUUAUCAUCGCCGGCCUUUGCAACGAGUACAGCGACUACAUCACCACGCCCGAGGAAUACGAGGUGCAGCGUUAUGAAGGUGCGUCAACAAUUUAUGGCCCAGAAACACUACCACUCUACAUCAGGCAGUACGAGGACCUGGCUGAUCAUAUUCUUCGGAAAAUGGACCCAGAGCGGGGCCCAGUUCCUCCUGAGUUUCUAAACAAAUUAAUUGUUCUCACACCACCUGUUUUAUACGAUGCUCCACCCUACGACCAAGACUUCGGAGCUUGUUUACAACAUCCACCACUGAACGUCACCAGAGGCGAAACUGUCAACACUACGUUCGUCUCGGGGCACUUGCGCAACAACAUGAUGCGCGGCUCCAGCUUCCUCCUCGUCGAGCACCUUCCGAUUAACGGGAACAAGUGGGAGGUCGUCGCCACCGACGCCAACUGGGAGACCAUCAUCACGUGGAAGCGGCAAUCACUGCUACUGGGUACUAGUGCGGUGGUGAUCAAGUGGACGGUGCCUGAGGACGCGCCGUUUGGGAAGUACAGGAUCAAACACCAAGGCUACAGCAAACCCGUCAUCGGGGCCCUGCACCAGUAUCAAGGGCUCAGCAGAGUCUUCCAAGUUGUACCCAAAGAUCUACCCUAUUCAUACGAUGUCCCGCAAAUACACGAGUGAUCCUCUCAA